Molecule: messenger RNA, 1139 nt
Organism: Chiloscyllium plagiosum (whitespotted bambooshark)
Lineage: Eukaryota; Metazoa; Chordata; Chondrichthyes; Orectolobiformes; Hemiscylliidae
Gene: glod4
Product: glyoxalase domain containing 4
Source: RefSeq, a predicted model, not a curated record
AAGUUGGGAUUGGAUCAUGUGAUCAGCUGGGUCUGGUGUGGAGGCUGCACUCCCUGUCCCUCUGCCACUAUGGUGUUGGGUAGGGCGCUGCAUUUUGUCUUUAAAGUGGGAGACCGAGCCCGGACCGUCGCAUUUUACAGGGAUAUUCUGGGCAUGGUUGUUCUGAGACAUGAGGAGUUUGAAGAAGGAUGCAAAGCAAGCUGCAAUGGACCUUAUGGUAAUAAAUGGAGUAAAACCAUGAUGGGAUAUGGUCCUGAGGACAGUCACUUUGUGUCAGAAUUGACUUAUAAUUACGGAAUAGGUGGCUAUCGCAAGGGGAAUGAUUUCUUGGGGAUUACUAUUCAGUCAAGUGAGGCAGUCAGUAACGCCAAGAAACAGGGCUGGGCACUGACUGAAGAUAAGGACGGAGUGUUUGUAACUGAGGACCCGGGAGGAUUCAAGUUCAUCUUGGUGAAUAAGGAACAGCCAAAGGCAGAUCCUGUGCUGAAGGUAACCUUGGCAGUGUCAGACCUCCAGCGUUCCAUUGACUACUGGUCCAAUUUGCUUGGGAUGAAAGUCUACGAGAAGGAUGAUGCCAAGAAGCAAGUCCUGCUGGGAUAUGCAGACGACCAGUGUAAGCUGGAACUGCAGGAUAUCGGCAGCCCUGUGAAUCACGCCUCUGCGUACGGACGAAUCGCUUUCUCUUGCCCGAGAGAGCAGUUGCCCGGUAUCGAGUCUCAAAUGAAGGAGGAGAAUCAGAAAAUCCUGACUCCGUUGGUGAGCUUGGACACGCCGGGAAAAGCAACUGUAGAGGUCGUGAUCCUGGCAGACCCGGAUGGCCAUGAAAUUUGCUUUGUGGGUGAAGAGGCUUUCCAUGACCUUUCCAAAGUGGAUGCCAACGCCAACAAGCUGCUAGAGGAUGCUAUAGCUGAAGACAAAAGUGUUGAAUGGUUUGCAAAAUACCAUGUACCAAAGCCAUCUGCGUAAAUUGGGCUGCUCAGGCACGCCCCCUGCUGUGACUGACUGGUUGUGGAAGGUUUUGGGUCCUGUCACCAAGCAUGUUCUCUGAAGCAAGUCGCCUGUGUCUCCUUUCCUGCUUUCAAGUAUUGUGAACAAAAAUAGUUUCAAAAGUUGCCUUCAGAAUAAAGUCUCACACUGGA